CCUCUCGCUCUUUCGACCCCCUCCUCCAUCUCAUUCCAACACGUCCAAUGUGAUAUCGACAGGAAAUUGAUUCAUCUCGACCUGCUUCUACCCCGUACCUUCGCCUGGUUUUGCGUGCCGGCCUUUUUCACCCCCUUUCUCGUCCGACCGUAACCGGUCGCCAUUUCACAUGAAAUUUUAGUAAACGGCGAUCACUACUCCCACUCGAUCCUCUCCUCUUCUCUUUUCCCUCUCCUCUUUCUCCCCCCUGGUCGUAUCCUUUUGGCUGGGCCCUUCCCGAACCCCAGUUUUUUUUCCUAAUAAUUUUUUGACGCCUUCCCCUCCUUCCCCGCGUCUGCAACGCAUCUCGCGGUCCUCUCCCUCUCUCACGCCCUCGGCCUAUUGAAACCACCAUGUCCAAAUCUCGCCGGAACGUUAGGUUUCAACAUCGGGCGUCCAACGAAUCCGAUACUCGACGUUUAAGUAUCUCGGAUGCUAGCGAUGUUGCCUCCGAACCCGGUAGCCCGUCCAAGAACGGCGGCGUGUCUAAACAGGCGACGAUUCCCGAAGAGAAGUCCGAGAAGCCGCAGCUGUCCGACUACGAGAAAAAGAAGCAGACCUUCAUCACCCGCACAAUAUGGACCUUCGUGAUGAUUGCCGGUUUCUUCAUUUCCAUGUUUUCCGGUCACAUCUACAUCAUUGGUCUCAUAUCCGCCGUGCAAAUCGUCUCGUUCAAGGAGGUGAUUGCCAUUGCUAAUGUUCCGAGUCGGGAGAAGAACCUUCGAUUCACCAAGUCGCUCAACUGGUAUUUCCUGGCCACGACGAUGUAUUUCCUUUACGGAGAAAGUGUCAUCUACUACUUCAAGCAUAUUCUCCUGGUUGACAAGGUGUUGCUGCCCCUGGCGACUCACCACCGAUUCAUCAGCUUCACGCUCUACGUCAUGGGAUUCGUCUUCUUCGUUGCUUCUUUGCAAAAGGGCCACUACCGGUUCCAGUUCACUCAAUUCGCCUGGACCCAUAUGGCUUUGUACCUCAUCGUUGUGCAAGCACACUUUGUCAUGAACAACGUCCUGGAGGGUAUGAUCUGGUUCUUCCUGCCGGCCUCCCUCGUCAUCACGAAUGAUAUUUUCGCCUACGUCUGUGGAAUUACUUUCGGUCGGACCCAGCUUAUCCAGUUGUCGCCCAAGAAGACGGUCGAGGGAUUCCUUGGUGCCUGGAUCUGCACCAUCAUCUUCGGCUAUUUCAUGACCAAUGUCCUGAUGCGCUACAAGUACUUCAUUUGCCCGGUGAACGACCUCGGAUCGAACGUUCUGACCGGACUGGAAUGCACUCUCAACCCGGCCUUCGUGCCCCAGCCGUACUCGUUCCCCUUCCCCGAAUUUACCGGCCUGGACAAGACCUUCUACGUUGAGCCCAUGCAAUUCCACAUCCUGGUUUUCGCAAGUUUCGCCUCCCUCAUUGCGCCUUUCGGCGGUUUCUUCGCCUCCGGGCUCAAGCGGACGUUCAAGAUCAAGGACUUUGGCGAGUCGAUUCCCGGCCACGGCGGUAUCACUGAUCGCAUGGACUGCCAGUUCAUUAUGGGAUUCUUUGCGUACAUGUACUACCACAGCUUCAUUGCCGUGUACAAGGCCAGCGUCGGAGACAUUAUCGAGACCGCUAUCAAUGGAUUGACCGUUGAGGAACAACUCGAGGUGGUCCGUGGCCUCGGCAAGUACCUGUACAACCAAGGAACAGUCUCCGAGACGAUCCUGGAUUGCUUGACUACCGAGCUCAAACGACGAUAAAUAAUUCCCGAUAAUGACCCGCCCCUCUCCAUUCUACUCAGAUGAUGAACUCCAACAUUCCCUCCUUGGAAACAAAACUUGCAAUAGCCACUUCCUUUUAAUUGACCGUUUUCUCGCCGAACAAGAAUUCAGGAGUUCCUUUGUUCCAGAACUCCGAAACGACACCUUUUCUCCUUUCCUAUUUGCUCCCCUUUUUUGUUUUCGCUCCCAAAAGUAUCCUGUACAAGGUCAUGCUGGGAUAAACGUGCGCCACGCAACCAGCUCAUUCAGGGUAUACCUUUCUAUAACUCGUCAUUGCAUUGGGUCAUUGGUAUAAACAAUACCAAGGAAGGACGAUGGAUGAAUGGACAUCGGGCCAGGGUCCCCAGUCCAGACUUGAAGACUUCGGUCUAGGUCAAAAAAGUGAAAUGGGUUCGGUUGUUCUUCCUUACCUAGCUUUUGCUUUCUAUGUCUAGCUAGCUUGUUUCGAUUUGAGAUGGAAUGGAGGGCCUUACGUCCAGGACGAUAGUGUAAAAUCAACCAUAUAUAACCAACAAGCGUUUGAAGGCCACUUUUCGCGGCCUGCUUAUAUUAUCAAUCAAAUGCUCAUGCUAUGAAGUAAAAUUGUCUACUGUCUGGGCAUU
This is a messenger RNA of Aspergillus melleus, 2386 nucleotides long. RefSeq names its product phosphatidate cytidylyltransferase (gene cds1). The record is from RefSeq and is a predicted model, not a curated record. The transcript is spliced from 4 exons. Gene Ontology annotation, molecular function: phosphatidate cytidylyltransferase activity. Bases 393 to 1763 code for a protein of 456 amino acids. Gene Ontology annotation, cellular component: endoplasmic reticulum membrane. Lineage: Eukaryota; Fungi; Ascomycota; Eurotiomycetes; Eurotiales; Aspergillaceae.